Molecule: messenger RNA, 429 nt
Organism: Puma concolor (puma)
Lineage: Eukaryota; Metazoa; Chordata; Mammalia; Carnivora; Felidae
Source: RefSeq, a predicted model, not a curated record
AUGCAGCCAGCCCGGCUGGGCAACCAAGACCUUCAUCUUUAUUUGCUGCAGGCUAUUUUCAAAAUGAUCAGUCCCGAGGACGCGAAGAACCUUCCAGAGGAUGAAAACACCCCAGAGAAGCGAACCGAGAAGAUCUGGGGGUUCUUUGGAAAGAAAGAUGAUGACAAACUCACGGAGGAAGAGUUCAUCGAGGGGACCCUGGCCAAUAAGGAAAUCCUGCGACUGAUCCAAUUUGAGCCUCAAAAAGUGAAGGAAAAGUUAAAGGAGAAGAAACCCUGAUGCCAACUGCGCAGCCCUGUCCCCCUCACCCCUUCCCCCGCCGCGCACAGAAACCCGGGCAUGCGCACACCUCCCCAGGGGCCAAGGGGGUUCCCCAGGCCUUAGCAUCCCUCCCAUUCCUCCCAGCCACCUCCUCUCCCUUGCCCGCCC